UGUGAGACUUUCCAGCGUGAUGACGCUUCCAUUGCAGUGAGGCUCAGGUGUAUAACGGGAACCGGAGAUGCUGGAGCUACUAACAAACGCUCACAAAACUACUGUUAUCGCAUUCGUGCAUUUUUCUACAUUUUAAUAUAACGUAAAGCAUUUCGCUUCCGGUGUAAGGGAGGCGAAAAUGAGGACGCAAAUGUUCAAGUGCUGCAUGCAGAGACCGCCGUUUCCUUUGAUGUCCGAGGGUAACGCCUCCAAAGAGAAAUACACCUAUCAGUGAUGGUUAUGGAACAUGAUGGACGUCCCCUCAGCCAAUCAGAGCCAGACACCCUGCCAGCCGUGGGCGGGUCAGAAGGACUGGUCCACAGCUUCACCUCCAAGACACCUCUUUGACCCUCUGCCCAGCUUUCAGCAUCUCAACCUGGGGUCUCCUUCUGAUUACACUCCCUGCUACAACCACCUCCAGAUGUCCAGCUCCAGCUUCCAGAGAGACCUCACCGCAUUUUCACCCAAUAACAACAAUGCUCAUAACAGCAUGUUAUAUGUUAAUAAUACUGACCACAGUGUGCAGCGAGUCAUUCCUGAUGUUUCAGCCACGAUUCCAGCUGCAAGCCAAGGAAGUAACAUGAAUGAAGACAUUCAUCCUUGUGACACCCAAUGGACAUCACUUCAUUCCCCUCACAACCCUUACCAAGCUGUAGCUCAACAUUUCCUGCAUCCCUACACACAUUUAGUAAAUGGACCUCAGUCACCACAUCAAAAUCAUUUGCCCGUUAGGCCUCCAUUAUAUGAAAACGAGAGUCCACAGUGUAUACCUCAGCCUGGAUUUGAGGGAGUAAAUGCCAGAUCAUCUGCUGUAUUUACUCACAAUCAUGCCUCACCCACCUCUCCCAUCCAACAACAGUCUCAGUGGACACUUCCAGCACACUCUGGAGAAAACAUAAACCAGUUUGUUCCCACUGCAGCUGCACAGGUCAAAAGCUUCACACCUCAGUCUCCUAAUUCUGAAUCCCGUUAUGGUCUGGACCCGGAGCUCCUGCCUAGCGUUGUGAAGGUGAUGAUGGAGGACAAGGCUGAGUGGGAGGGGAAGGUUUUUACCUCUGAGCCUUUUUCCAGUCUUCCUCCAUUGGCAACUACUUCCUGUAUCGUAGAGGACAGAGGUAAUGCAAGUCCUUUUGCCAUCCGCUCCACUUCGUACUGUGUGCCCUGUGAGGGUCAGGCCGCUCUGCUUAGCCGUCUGCCGCUGGGCGCUCUGAUCACCCCUCUGGUAAAACAAAGUGCUGAAGAGAAGCCUCUCCCACUGUGCAAAGAGACAGAGUGUGUUGUGGGCUGUGGGGGGUGUGGAGCUUCCAUGUGUCCAGCGAUGGGCUGGCAGGAUUGUGGUCAAAGGUUUUACUGCCCCUUCUGUGGCAAACUCAGUGAAGUACCAUGGCAGCACUACCAGCCUACCAAUGGUGUGAACGGGGUUCGGGUCGAUAAGGAGAAGAGGCCUGAACUCAGCAUGGGGUCAUAUGAAAUCCUCAAUUCUCAGAAGGGGGAAGCUGCUGCACUCCUUCUAGCCAUAGAUGUGUCUGUCUCAGCACUGAGAGGAGGACACUUGGAAUUUGUAACACAACAAAUACAAAUGCUGCUUAACUCUAUGAACAGGGAGGAUGGUGAUGCUUCAGAUGUCCGUGUUGGUUUGAUGACGUAUGACAGCAGGAUCCACCUCUACGACCUCAGUCCCGAACUGUCCCGCCCACACAUGCUGGUCAUCACAGAGACAGAAGACCUGCAGCUUCCUGUGAGGGAGGGACUUCUGGUGCCCCUCAAAGACUGUAUCAGCAGCAUCGAGAGCGUGUUACAACUCAUUCCUCAGUUCAACACAGAAGGAACUGACUCUGGUGGAGUUCCCAUGGAGCUGCCUGUCAAAGCAGGACUUGCUGUACUACAGGGUCUGGGUUGUCCUGGCAAGCUGCUGAUCUUCCAUACUACCUCUCUGAUAGAGACUGGACACACAAGCUCAGGCUUCUUUGGCACCAACAAACCAAAGUCCAUCUUCCAGCCAUCAGAACAGGCCGUGUCAGUGGUCAAGGAGUGCGUCCGUCAGGGAUGUGGUGUUCAUCUGUUUGUCCUCUCUCACCAAGAUGUGGGUGGGGCAUGGCCAGGCGACAUUCCAUAUUUGACAGGUGGAGCUCUGCACACUUACAGCCACCUCCAGGGAGAAUUGGACAGAGAGCGUUUCAGCACUGAUCUAAAGAGGACUGUAGAGACGCACACCGGCUACAAGGCUGAGCUCAGGAUAUUUGUCAGCAAAGAUUUACGCGUGUCCGGCUGCUACGGGCUGUUUGUUCCUGGUCCCAACCCUGGACGUGUCACCUUGGCCACCCUCGAUACGUGGACCACGCUGGCUGUGGAGCUCGCACACACCAGAGCUCUGGAUGAGACGAGGGGCGUAGCCAUACAGGUUGUUUUAUCUUACACCCUCCAGACAGGAGACCGGAGGACCAGGGUUCACACUCUGACUCUGCAGUGCUCACGUCAGCUACAGGACACCUUUCGUCACUACCAGGCCCAAACACUACUCACCUUCUACUGCAAGAAGAUGUACUGUGCAGUGCAGGAGCGCCCCCUGCAGGAGCUGAGGGAGGAGCUGCAGACGGAGGUUACGGAAGCGCUGGCGUCUUAUCGAAAACACUGCUGCUCUGCUUCAGUGUCCGCGGGGCAGCUGGUUCUUCCUCAGUACCUGCGAGCUCUUCCUGUUUACAUCAACAGCCUGAGGAAGAGUGAAGUACUGCUGCCAGGUCUGAGGAGCUCCAUCCAUCAGCGCCUGCAGCAGCGCUGCCAGGUGCUGUGCAUGGACACCUGCAGCACUGCCACACACUUCUACCCUCUGCUGCUGCCUCUGCCUUUAUCAGCUGAUGGCUCCAACCUUCCAAAACCAGAGGAGGCACUGCGCUGCUCUGCAGCUAGCCUGGAGCCCAGAGGUCUUUAUUUGGUUCAUACACCCCUCACGCUGCUGCUAUGGGUGGGCACCCAAGUCCCAGCAUGCACACUGGUUGAGCUCUUCAACACCAGCUGUUUUUCAUCCCUGCCCUCUGGAGAGACCAAGCUGCCAGUUCUGGAAAACCAUCUGUCCAUCAGUAUCCGAUCUCUGAUCAACACACUGAACUCAGGGGCAUCGUGCACCCGCAAGCUGUGGGUGGUAAAGCAGGGCGACAGCUGUGAGGAGGCCCUGCAGCGCCACCUUGUGGAAGACAAGAGCCCCAAUGGAGGCGCGUCCUACGCAGACUUCCUCUACCAUCUCCACGUCAACUCUGUCCGCCUGCUGCAGUGACACACACACAUAUUUUCAGAUGUGGAUACAAUGUCUUUAACACAAGACGAAACCACAGAGUGUCCACCUCAAACAACAAUCACAGGAGGAACAAACUGGAUACAUUAAUGUAAUCCAGUAAUAAGGAAAGUCUACAGUGAGAUAUAUAAGAGGUGCAUUUCAAACGAUGCAUAAUUUGAUUUGUUCAAGGACUGCUGUGAUAUUAUUUAUGUUUGUGUGACUUCUUUUGUUUUGAAUGGACCGUUCAUUUAUUCCUCUAUCAUGGAAAGUCUCUAAACUUUGCCUGAGAUUUUCGUGUAUGUGUGUCUCAGUGUGUGUGCGAUGCCCAGGAUCUGUUUCUGUGUGAGAAAUAUGUCCAAUAAAUAAAUGAACUCAGUCAAGAA
Oreochromis niloticus (Nile tilapia) is the source of this 3693-nucleotide messenger RNA. Its product is annotated as protein transport protein Sec24C. The record is from RefSeq and is a predicted model, not a curated record. Gene Ontology annotation, cellular component: endoplasmic reticulum exit site; COPII vesicle coat. Gene Ontology annotation, molecular function: zinc ion binding; SNARE binding. The coding region runs from base 287 to 3310 and encodes 1007 amino acids. Lineage: Eukaryota; Metazoa; Chordata; Actinopteri; Cichliformes; Cichlidae. The transcript is spliced from 21 exons. Gene Ontology annotation, biological process: COPII-coated vesicle cargo loading; intracellular protein transport; endoplasmic reticulum to Golgi vesicle-mediated transport.